CCUUGCGUUUGCUCAGACCUUUCUCACCCCAGUGACUGGCACAUUCAGCAACAUCAACAACACAUGCAGCCUGUUGAAAAACACGGAUACUUACUGGUCUUCUUGGACUGAAGAAAACAGAUCUUGAGAGAAGCACCGCUAUUUGUUUGAGGUGUGUGAAAUCUCCUGUGCUGCUUUGUAAAUAUUAUUUUAGUGAACAUUUUUACUCAAAAUGGAUCUAACUGCCAGACAUGGGCUGGUGCUGCUCGACCAGCUGAGGAAGAUGAGGGAGGUUGAGCAUCUGACAGAUGUGCUGCUGGUCGCUGAGGGCAUCAGCUUCCCCUGUCACAGGGUCGUUCUUUCCGCCUUCAGUCCGUACUUCCGCGUUAUGUUCACAUGUGGCCUGCGAGAGUGCAGCAACAGAGAAAUAUUCCUGCGUGACACCCCUGCAGACAGCCUGGCCCUCCUCUUGAACUACAUGUACUGCUCAGAUCUUCCUCUCACUAAUGCCAAUGUACAGGGCAUCUCCAUCGCGGCAUUUCUGCUGCAGAUGGAUGACGUGUUCACUCGCUGUCAGCAGCACAUGACUGAGAACAUGGAUGCCUCCAACUGCCUUGGUGUGUAUUACUUUGCCCGUGACCUCGGUGCAGAGGAACUAGCUGACCACGCUCAGCGCUUCCUCAGGCAGCACUUUGUCCAAGUCUGCCACAAUGAGGAGAUCCUCGAGCUGGAGGCUCAUCAGUUGGGAAAACUACUGUCCUCUGAUGACCUGAACAUUUCACGAGAAGAAACCAUCUUGGACGUGGUUCUUCGUUGGGUCAAACACAGCACUCUGAUGGGUGGAGAAAUCCGUAGUCCACACCUUCCAGAGCUCCUGAGGAAGGUUCGUCUGCCACUCAUCAACCCUGAGUACUUAAGGGAGGCGAUGACAAGGAACACGGCCCUGCUGGCUGAUGCUGAAUGUCUGGAGAUGCUGAACGAAGCUCUGGAGGUCACAGCGAUGCAUCCCUCAGCUGCACCACGCAAACUAAAGCUGCGCUAUGGCAUGGAGACCACAGACCUGCUGCUCUGUGUUGGCAAUGACAGUGGCGGGAUCAGGUCAAGGUAUGGCAACUUUGCUGAACGCAGCUUUUGCUUUGCCCCGUCCACUGGCCGAACCUACUACAUCACCUCGCCUCGCUAUGGAGAGGCUCUGGGAUAUGUGUGUGCUGGAGUUGUGACUGAAAGAAAUGACAUUAUCGUGGCAGGAGAGGCGAGUGCACGAAGAAUGGCCCGCCAGAAAGACAUGAACGUUGAGAUCUACAGGUACAAAGUGGAGGCACAAGGAAGCUGGGAACGCCUGACUUCAGCAGAGUACCGUGAUUCUUACACUCUGGGAUCUCUGGGCGACACUCUGUACCUGAUGGGAGGGCAGAUGAAGCUGAAGAACCAGUUUCUCAUCACAAACUGAUGGUCUCUGCAGGGUGGACCUUGGAGGAGCGCAGCACCCCUGCCGAUGCCUUUGGCCUAUCACAGUAUGGUCAGAAUGAAAGAUCGCCUGUAUGUGAUGGGUGGUCGAACCCCACAGUCAUACCGGACGGAUGAUGAGCCGGACCGUCUUAGUAACCGCCUCCUCGAGUACGAUCCAAACACGAAUAAGUGGACAGAGCUGGGUCCCAUGAAGUACUCAAAGUACCGCUGCAGUGCUGUGGCACUCAAUGGGGAAAUUUAUGUUAUGGGAGGUAUUGGGUGUGAAGGUGUGGAUCGCGGCCAGUCACGUCACUGCCUCGAUGCUGUGGAGAUCUACAAUCCAGAUGGAGAUUAUUGGAGGGAAGGACCUCCUCUCCCGUGUUCCCAGCUUUCACUGCGAACCAACGCCACCAAUGCAGGAGUGGUGGGAGGAAAGAUUUAUGUUUGUGGAUAUUACAAAGGAGCAGAUCGUCAUGAUGACAUAACAAAGGACAUUUUGGAGCUGGAUCCAUGGGAGAACCGGUGGACGGUGGUGGCUCGGCGCGCUCUGAUGCAUGACAACUAUGAUGUCUGCUUAGUGGCAAAUCUCAACCCAAGGGGACUCACGUCCCCACCCGCAGACUUAGUCAAACAGUGACACCGCUGUCAAUCAGAUCAAAGUCUGUGUGUGAGAAUUAGUGAGGGAAAUUAAUCGUUAAUGCACUUAUUGCUGGGCCAAAGGCAUUCUUUUUUUCAAGCAGAAAAGGUCUUAGUGCUCUGCAUGAAAGAGAGUCUGUGGUUAUUGGCUGACUUGCACAUCAGUAGCCAGAAAAGUAAUUUGUAAAUACAGUGUUUUGUUGCUUCUUAUUUUAUUGUGUAAUAUCUGCAGAGAGGAUUACUAAAAAUCUGCAGCUGUGUCGCGCAUAUAUGGAGGAUUGUUAGCAACACCAGGCGAGGAUUUCCUUUCAAAAGCAUAAGUGAUGAUUGUAAUGGCAGACUUCUAGUGUUGAUGCAAAUUAUAUCAAAAUUGUAGUAUUUGGCCUGUUUUUAGGACAAAUACUUAAGCUUGUUUUUAAGCUGACAGUGGCAGAUUUAGUAGAUAUGUAACUGCAAUUAUUGCUGAUGCUUGAAAUUGCAGUUUACAUCAACGUCUUUUCAGGCUUGACCUUUGACCUUUUGGAUAUAAUGUCAUCACUAGAUCCUUUUAUCACACUAUUUGUGUGAAAUGUUGUCAUAAGUAGCCUAUGAGUUUUUGAGCUGUGGCUAAAAAUGCAUUUUUUGAGGUCACAGUGACCUUUGAGCUUCGAUUAUUAAAAUCUAAUCAGUUCAUUCUAAACUACAGGUGGACGUUUGUGUCAAAUUUGAGGAACGUCCCUCAGAGCAGUCAUUCUAUCAUUAUAUUCACAAGAAUGGGACAUGUGGACAACUGUAAAACAUAAUACCUCAGACCACAGCUGUCAUCAUGACGUAUAAAAAUGUUGCAUUUUAUACCAGAGAAAUUCAUGUCAUUAUUUAUGGUAUGCUUGCUUAAGCUGAAUAAAAAUAUGUCACUGUUUUUGCAAAUAAACAUGCACUUUAUCCAUA
Messenger RNA from Acanthochromis polyacanthus (spiny chromis), 2991 nucleotides. RefSeq names its product kelch repeat and BTB (POZ) domain containing 12 (gene kbtbd12). Gene Ontology annotation, molecular function: protein binding. The record is from RefSeq and is a predicted model, not a curated record. Lineage: Eukaryota; Metazoa; Chordata; Actinopteri; Pomacentridae.